GAGGAUCCGGCGAUGCUGCUCUUCUGCCCGGCGUGCGGCAACGUUCUGGUGGCCGAGGAGGGGCCGCGCUGCCACCGCUUCGCCUGCACCACCUGUCCGUACGUGCGGAACGUGACGCGGAAGGUGAGCAGCAGGAAAUACCCGCGGCUGAAGGAGGUGGACGACGUGCUGGGCGGGGCGGCGGCGUGGGAGAACGUGGACUCCACCGCAGAGCCGUGUCCCAAGUGCGAGCAUCCCCGCGCCUACUUCAUGCAGAUCCAGACGCGCUCGGCCGACGAACCCAUGACCACGUUCUAUAAGUGCUGCAACGCGCAGUGCGGGCACCGCUGGCGCGACUGAACCGUGUCGUUCCCCCCCCCCCCCCCCCCCCCCCCAACCAUACCGUGGUGCUGUGGGCCGCUGCGCCCCCCCGGCUGUCAAUAAACGCAGUGGUGGAGCCGUGGCUGCGCCGUGAGGUGCGGUGGCUCCGUG
Messenger RNA from Gallus gallus (chicken), 471 nucleotides. RefSeq names its product RNA polymerase III subunit K (gene POLR3K). The transcript has 3 exons. Bases 13 to 339 code for a protein of 108 amino acids. Lineage: Eukaryota; Metazoa; Chordata; Aves; Galliformes; Phasianidae. Gene Ontology annotation, cellular component: RNA polymerase III complex. Gene Ontology annotation, molecular function: zinc ion binding; DNA-directed RNA polymerase activity; nucleic acid binding. Gene Ontology annotation, biological process: termination of RNA polymerase III transcription; DNA-templated transcription. The record is from RefSeq and is marked validated.